AGCUUCCGGGUUGGCUGCGACUACGCCGGCGGCGCAGGGACGCCAACUGCUGGCCGGGCGGAGCUGGGAGCCUGGGCGGGCCCGGCGCUGGCGCGCCCGCCAGGCAGCCAGGGGGGCGGGCGGCGAUCCGGACCCUGCCGGGCGUCCAGAGAGAGCAGAAAACAGACCCCGAGAGGUCACAUGGACGUCGGAAGUGCACCCCAGCUGGAUAAUGGCUUAAUCCUUCUUGAGCUUCUAAAGAAAAUGGCAGAAACAUCAUCAGAGCCUUCUGGGCAGCUGGUUGUACACUCAGAUACACACAGUGACACUGUCCUGGCCAGUUUUGAGGAUCAGAGGAAGAAAGGCUUUCUCUGUGACAUUACUUUAAUCGUGGAGAAUGUGCAUUUCCGGGCCCACAAAGCCUUGCUUGCUGCCAGUAGUGAAUACUUCUCAAUGAUGUUUGCUGAAGAGGGGGAGAUCGGCCAGUCCAUUUAUAUGCUAGAAGGCAUGGUUGCGGACACAUUUGGUAUCCUGCUAGAAUUUAUCUACACUGGUUGUCUUCAGGCCAGUGAGAAAAGUACAGAACAGAUCCUGGCUACUGCCCAGUUCUUAAAAGUCUAUGACCUGGUAAAGGCUUACACGGACUUUCAAAAUAAUCAUAGUUCCCCAAAGCCACCAACUUUGAACACAGCUGGUGCUCCAUUAGUUGUUAUUUCUAAUAAGAAAAGUGAUCAUCCAAAGCGAAAACGGGGAAGACCAAGGAAAGUCAACAGUUUACAGGAAGGGAAGUCAGAACUGGCUGCAGAGGAAGAAAUACAGCUGAGAGUGAACAAUUCUGUCCAAAACAGACAAAACUUUGUGGUUAAAGAGGGAGAUGGUGGUGUACUGAAUGAACAGAUUCCAGCAAAAGAACUGGAAGAAUCUGAGCCGACUUGUGAGCCAGCUAGAGGGGAGGAGAUGCCAGUUGAGAAAGAUGAGAACUGUGAUCCCAAGACCCAGGACUCUGGGCAGGACAGCCAGAGUCGGUGCAGCAAGCGGAGGAUUCGGAGGUCUGUCAAACUGAAAGAUUACAAACUUGUAGGGGAUGAAGAUGACCAGGGUUCAGCCAAGAGGGUCUGUGGACGGAGAAAGCGCCCUGGUGGGCCUGAGGCCCGUUGUAAAGACUGUGGCAAAGUAUUUAAAUACAAUCACUUUUUAGCAAUCCACCAGAGAAGCCACACAGGGGAGCGACCUUUCAAAUGUAAUGAGUGUGGAAAAGGCUUUGCCCAGAAGCACUCCCUGCAGGUCCACACCCGGAUGCACACAGGCGAGCGGCCGUACACCUGCACGGUGUGCAGCAAGGCUCUCACCACCAAGCACUCGCUGCUGGAGCACAUGAGCCUGCACUCAGGACAGAAGUCUUUUACCUGUGAUCAGUGUGGAAAAUAUUUCAGCCAGAAAAGACAACUAAAGAGCCAUUACCGAGUUCAUACAGGCCACUCAUUACCGGAAUGCAACGACUGCCACCGCAAAUUCAUGGAUGUGUCUCAGCUAAAGAAACACCUGCGAACACACACGGGUGAGAAGCCAUUUACGUGUGAGAUCUGUGGCAAAUCUUUCACAGCAAAGAGUUCUCUUCAGACCCACAUCAGGAUCCAUCGAGGAGAAAAGCCAUAUUCCUGUGCCGUGUGUGGCAAAUCCUUCUCUGACUCGAGUGCCAAGAGGAGACACUGCAUUCUACACACAGGCAAAAAGCCUUUCACCUGCCCUGAGUGUAACUUACAGUUUGCUCGCUUAGACAACUUGAAGGCUCACUUGAAAAUCCACAGCAAAGAGAAACACGCGUCCGAUGCCAGCAGUAUUUCUGGCAAUAAUAAUGCCGAAGAGGUCAGGAAUAUUCUUCAGCUACAGCCCUAUCAACUCUCUACCUCCGGAGAGCAGGAAAUUCAGCUUCUCGUAACCGAUUCCGUACAUAACAUCAAUUUCAUGCCAGGUCCUAGCCAAGGAAUCAGCAUCGUCACUGCAGAGAGUUCCCAGAACAUGACGGCAGACCAGACUGCAAACCUCACCCUGCUCACACAGCAGCCAGAGCAACUGCAGAACUUAAUUCUUUCAGCUCAACAGGAGCAAACAGAACACAUCCAGAGCCUCAAUAUGAUUGAAACCCAGAUGGAGCCCUCACAGACCGAGCCGGUGCACGUCAUCACACUCUCCAAGGAGACUUUGGAACAUCUGCACGCCCAUCAGGAGCAAACAGGGGAGCUCCAUUUAGCGAGCGCUUCAGAUCCGGCUCAGCACCUGCAGCUGACGCAGGAGCCGGCUCCGCCGCCAGCCACCCACCACGUGCCCCAGCCCACGUCGCUGAGCCAGGAGCAGAGCUGACCUGUUCACAGGCUUGGCUGCUCUGUUGGUCUCUUCUCCGUCAGCCCGCUGUGACCAGACUGUGUGCUUGAAGUUAGGCUUUCUGCAACACUCACUUAUGGAUUCUUACAGAGAAGCGGUAGCUCGCUAAGCUAGCCAAUAGCUUAAUGCUUUCCAUCUGAGGAGCAGGAUGUGUGUAUCAUGUUUUAUAUCUAAUGUUGAUUUGGACUUAACAUUUCGAUAUUGAUGAGUGGUUUUCAUUUACUACAUCUCUUAAAGACUUGGGUAACUUUUCUUUGAGGGCAUUGUGUUAGAGUUUUUCUAAGUGAGUAUUAAAUAUUCACAGCCAUAGAUACGGUCUUGCUGAUCUUUCUAGUUAUAUUUUUGAUUUUUUAGAACAAAUGAAGUCAUAUGUUGAAUUGGGUAAAAUGGUUGGUUCCCCUUCCUUAUUUGUCUUAGGCAACACAGUUGCUACUAUAAGUUGGGGCUGAAUGUAACAGAUUAUAACUUUGGGGACUCUGUCCUUUUAAUAACUUCCAAUCCGUUAAGAUAGAGUAACUUCUCAAAAUUUAAUCUUUGCGUGUACAGUGGUCUCAUCAUAUCAUGUUUAAGAUAUAUUCAAAAGACAUAGAAACUAAGUGUCUAUUUUAACUUGAGAUUUACAAAAGAGGAAAGCCAGAAAGAUAGGACCAUUUUUUAAAUUCUGAAUUGAGCUUUUCUGAAAAGCAUAGAUUGACAUGGUUUUUAAAAGCAGGUUGUUGGAAAUUUUAAAGUGUAAUUAAGGUAUGAAAUUGGACAAGAUGUUCACCCCAAAUUCUGAACUUUCUGUCAGCGUUGAUAUUAAUCUCCAUGAUGAAGGUAAAAUCUUUAUUAAUUAUCCUGGAGUGCAAAAUUCAGUGUAAUUUGUGUUAAAUAUAUUGGAUUCUAAUUGAUCUCUAAAAAUGUUGAUCUGUGUAUUGUGUCUGGUAAGUUUUUUGAUAGGAACUUAUUAUAACCUGUUUUUAUCACAAAGGUUAAAUCUCACAAAAUAGACACAUAAUUUUUAAAAGUAAAUUCUCCUAAUUUUAAAAAUACUUUUGAGCCUCAGCGUCUUAGUAAGCCAGCAUUAUCUAUAAUAGUGUGAUUUCAAAUAAUUGUCAGAAGGUUAAAUUAUGUUUUUGUUAAGUUUUCCAGCCCAGCCUAUUUUAUUGAAUACUUUGACCACUUUCUCUCAAGUAAACUGGUAGAGGGUUAUUGAGAAAAGAAGGUGGGCACUAGUGUAUGUAAAUUAACAAUGUUGAUUGAGAGUAGCAGUAAUCGCCACUAAAAUUAACAGGAUCUUCACAUCAGUCACUUCUUUGUUUUAGAGAUCUUUGAUUUCUACCCGAGUCAAAUAAGUUUUUGGAGAAAAUUUAGAAUUGUUCAGGUUGAGAGAGGAUAAAAGUUUUUCUAGCAUAUCUACCAAACUAUAGUUGUUUUAUUGUAUAUAAUUCAAAAAUUCUUAAAUGAUUUAUCUUAUAUGUAUCAGCCAAAGUAUGCUAAAUCAGGCCUGACUGGAGACAAUUUUUAUAAAUACAGUUAUGUCCUAAAUACCAUUUCAGAUUCUUGACUUAGUCAUUUAAACUAUUUACCUUAACCUUAUUGUUAAAAUGCAUUGUUUUUACCAGCUUUUCAAAGCCUACUGGCCCACAUCUUUUUCUCCUGGAGAUAUGUAAUAUUAAAGCAGAUAAAUGCCUAACUACUCAUUCUGGGUAGCUGGAUAUUUAUUAAUUAAUUAUUCAGGAAGUAUGAUCAUGAUCAUAUGACUAUUUCCAAGUGAAGUUUAACUAGCUUUAUGACAGUCUGCCUCUACUCUAAGAGAAACGUAGCGUGAGCCACAUGCAUAAUUUAAAAUUUUCUAGUAGCCACAUUAAAAACAUGAAAGAUGAGAUUAAUUUUAAUAAAAUCACUUAUUUAAUCUAACAUGUGUGCCAAGUGUUGCAGCAUGUAAGUAUGAAAUAUUAAACUAUAAUCAUACUUGACAAAUUCUUUUUUUCAUACUGUGUCUUCAAAAUCUGGUGUAUUUUACAUGGGGACUGCACACUCAGUUUGGAUGCUAAUGUUCAUGACACACUUACCUGUUUUUAGGGUUCAUACAGUUUACAGUUGAAAACCUAGGUUCACAUAUCUAGGUUACAGAUACAGGUUUUUCCCCAAUAACUGAAACAAGUGUGUUUUAAAAUUUGUAUUAGAAUUAAUUAAAAAUAAAACCUAGUUCCUCAGUCACAACUAGCUGCAUUGUGAGUGCUUGGUACUCACAUGUUAGCUAGUGGCUUCUGGAGCACAUGUUACCCGUCUCUAGCAUGAGAGCCGGGCUCAGCAAUAAAAAUCUCUUCUGGAAGAUUCUGGGUUAUUUGACCAGCUGUCAAAGGGAAGUGAGAAAAGGAAAGCUUUAUAAAUCAAGUCUCUCUUCUGUGUCCCAAAUACACAUUCUGUCCCUUUGAAUUAAAUCCUGAAUUUUAAGGUUUCA
Bubalus bubalis (water buffalo) is the source of this 4807-nucleotide messenger RNA. RefSeq names its product zinc finger and BTB domain containing 24 (gene ZBTB24). Gene Ontology annotation, biological process: regulation of transcription by RNA polymerase II; central nervous system development. Gene Ontology annotation, cellular component: nucleus. Lineage: Eukaryota; Metazoa; Chordata; Mammalia; Artiodactyla; Bovidae. The record is from RefSeq and is a predicted model, not a curated record. Gene Ontology annotation, molecular function: RNA polymerase II cis-regulatory region sequence-specific DNA binding; protein binding; DNA-binding transcription factor activity, RNA polymerase II-specific. The transcript is spliced from 8 exons. The coding region runs from base 181 to 2340 and encodes 719 amino acids.